Molecule: messenger RNA, 2493 nt
Organism: Kwoniella shivajii
Lineage: Eukaryota; Fungi; Basidiomycota; Tremellomycetes; Tremellales; Cryptococcaceae
Exons: 20
Coding region: 1-2493 (830 amino acids)
Biological process (GO): phosphatidylinositol dephosphorylation
Cellular component (GO): intracellular membrane-bounded organelle
Molecular function (GO): phosphatidylinositol-3,5-bisphosphate 5-phosphatase activity
Source: RefSeq, a predicted model, not a curated record
AUGACGGCUGAGGUCCGACCGCGAGAGCUUGAUGGUCCCGAACCCGAAGAGCACGACGAUCCCAACGCCCUCAACUCACUUUCGAAAUUCACUCUCUUUGAGACUAAGAGCCGUUUCUACAUCACAGCCUCAACGGCCGAUACCCACCGCGUCCUAAAGAUUGACCGGACCGAUCCUACCGUGUUAAGUGUGGUCGAAGAUGCAACCGUGUAUGAUAGCGCGGAGCUGGACUUGCUUUUGAGAAUGGUACAAGACGGUAAUAAGAGUCAAGGAGGAUUGGAAAAAGUACUGGAAUUCCACGGAAUUGUCGGCUUCGUCAAGUUCACUGCAGGAUGGUAUUUGAUAUUGAUCACGAAACGGUCUGUGGUGGGUCUGCUAGGAGGCCAUUAUAUCUACCAUUGUGAUGAGACAACUCUCAUAACGAUUGCGAGCAAAUCCGAGAGAACAACCCAAGAAACCAAGAUGCUACACACCUUUCAGCAUGUCGAUCUGACCAAGAACUUCUAUUUCUCAUAUUCCUAUGACAUUACCAAUUCCCUUCAAACGAAUCUGACUGUGUCGGCGCAAAAUCGAGCCUGGAAUACUAGAUUUAUGUGGAAUCAUUAUCUUCUAUCGCCAGCUUUUGAUUUGGAGGAACCAAAAGGAAGAAGUAGAUGGGUAUUACCGCUUAUAUAUGGAUUCGUAGAUCAAGCCAAAAUCAAUGUUUUCACAAGAACGGUCUAUCUAACUUUGAUAGCGAGAAGAUCCAGACAUUAUGCGGGAGCAAGAUUCCUUACAAGAGGUGCUAACGAACAUGGUCAUGUUGCGAAUGAAGUGGAGUCUGAACAGAUAGUAUCGGAACCUCUUGCGACAUCAUUCGGGAGUCACACUAGACCAGACGACAAUCACUCAAUGUCUGAAUACGGCGCUGGCUAUGGUGCAUAUACGAGUAUCGUUCAAUAUCGAGGAAGUAUACCUGUCAUGUGGCAUCAGGAAAGUAACCAAAUGACACCGCGACCUCCGAUCGAAAUCACGAUCAAAGAUCCCUUCUAUACUCCAGCAGCCAAGCACUUCGACGACCUGCUCGGACGGUAUGGAGCGCCAAUAUUUAUUCUCAAUCUCAUAAAGUCGCGAGAAACAGUGCCACGUGAAAGCAAGCUGCUAGCAGAAUAUGGCCAAUGUGUGGAAUACCUCAAUCAAUUUCUGCCAGAAGCAAAGAAGAUGAAGUAUAUUGCUUGGGACAUGUCUCAAGCUGCGAAAAGCGGGCAUCAGGAUGUAAUGGGUGUCUUGGAAGAUAUCUGUGAAGAAGCAUUACAAGCCACUAAUUUCUUUCAUGGUGGGCCGGCGAGGAACGAGGUUGGAUCUGGUCCCCACAGGGACAAGCCUCUACAUCAACACGGUAUUUUGCGUGUCAAUUGUGUGGAUUGCUUGGAUCGCACCAACGCUGCGCAAUUUGCCAUUGCUAAGCGAGCGUUCGGUCAUCAACUAUACGCUUUAGGUCUGAUCGGAACACCUCAUUUACCAUUUUCUUGUGACGCGGUGGACGUCUUGACGGAGAUGUACCAUGAUCACGGAGAUACUCUGGCUUGGCAAUACACCGGGAGUGCUCUGGUGAAUAGGGUAGACACUUACAGAAGGACCAAAGCGGCUCAGUGGAGUAGUCAUUCAAGAGAUCUCUUGGAAAAUAUCAGGAGGUUUUAUAAUAAUUCCAUGCUCGACGCGGACAAACAGUCUGCUAUCAAUCUAUUUCUUGGUGUACAGCCAACUCUUCCACGUUACGACUUGGCUCGACCGAACUAUAAAGAAUGGUUCACCCCUUCUCAUCUGGAGGAGCCAAAUUCGGAUGCACUAGCACCUAUAAAUCAAGUUUAUAGGGAAUACUACAAACCUCACAUAUUAAGUCAAUUUGGGAGGUUAUAUGCCUUUACUAUGAACUCUACUAGCAGAUUCCAUGCUAAACCGAAAAACGAGAUCUUAGCUAGUCCGUUUGAAUCUCGAGUACCGACUGAACUAGGUUCACCUACCGUUCACCAAUCUUCAUCUCGUCGUACAGCCCGAAGAUGGGCAAUACCCGUUCCUGUACCAGGAUCUUCACCGGGUCCGCAAACAUCGAAAGCAUCUUCCGAAGAGGACCAUACUCAUCAUCACCCUAAAGCUGAUACUCUCAGUAGUAGUAACGCCCAGCAUCAUGGACCGGCACAUCCAUUAGAAACUCUGGUAUCGUCUUUACUUGAUCCACCGGAUUUAGAUAAACGGAUCAAUGAUUAUGCUUGGUAUACAACUUAUCAUUCUUCAGACUUAGAAUCACAGACUCUAGGUGAAGAGAAAGAUCUUCAAUUGUAUAUCAGAGUCGCUAAAUUGGCUGAAGGAGAAGAAGUCGAUAAACAAUUCAAUCUGCUCAGUGCAGGAUCCGUAGGGGCUCUAGGACAUAACUGGACCGAAGGAAAAGGUGAAGUCGAUUUGGAUAAAAUAGAUGAAGUCGGAAAAACAAACUUGGGUUAUUAUGAUACUUGA